Parasteatoda tepidariorum (common house spider) is the source of this 587-nucleotide messenger RNA. RefSeq lists its product as uncharacterized. NCBI's taxonomy places the organism in Eukaryota, Metazoa, Arthropoda, Arachnida, Araneae, Theridiidae. The record is from RefSeq and is a predicted model, not a curated record. Gene Ontology annotation, cellular component: mitochondrial membrane. Gene Ontology annotation, biological process: release of cytochrome c from mitochondria; intrinsic apoptotic signaling pathway.
CCGACAAUUUUACGGAGCUGGGUCGUCUGGUAUGUUUUUGCUGGGUUACAUCAACCAAGGACAUCAACGAUGUCUCCUAAUUAGUGAAAGAACGCGCAAAGGAUGCUGGGAAAGAAGGCAGCGCGACAAGCUUCGGUUAGGUAAGACAAGUUCGAAUGCCAUAGCUCAUUUUUCUGUGUUUACUUUGUAUCAGUCAAGUUUAGACGUGGAUUUACAUUUCUGUUCAUUUACGAUAUCGUCAUUAAAAAGGUAUUGUUACUUCAUCUUUGGGACAAUAAUGGUUGCAACAAGCACUUUAAUUCUUGGAGCAAAAAUAGCAGGAGGAGCAGCCGUAUUUAUUGGUGCUGCUACAGUUGCUUUGCCAACAGCUGGUUUCACAGCGGGUGGUGUUGCAGCUGGCAGCGCGGCAGCUGCCGCUCAGAGUUCGAUAGGAAAUGUUGCGGCAGGCAGUUUAUUCGCAUCACUUCAGAGUGCUGGUGUACUGGGCCUGGCAGCAUCUACUAAGGCAGCUAUUGGAACUGCUGGGGCUGGAAUAGUUGGCUAUUUCUCUAAACCUAAAUAACAUGACUGUAUUUUUUUUACCGCAA